GCCCAACCACAACGUCAGGCCGUGACUCAGCCCCGCAGGAUACGGCCCCGCGUCCGCCCCGGCCCUUCAUAAAGCGGCGGAGCCGGCAGCAGCCCCACAGCGCCCGACGCCAUGGCCGCCCUCGGCCUCCUCCUCCUCCUCCUCGGCGCCGCUGUGGUGGCGCCGGAGCCCAUGGUACAGGAGAGGCUGGUCCUGCAGCACCCCCACAUGGAGCAGUUGCUGCAGGAGGAGCUGCCCCCCCCCUCGCUCCCCGACAUCCUGGCGGGGGGCGCCGCCCCCGUCCCCGGCCGUGUCCCCACCGUCUGGGCCAACACCCUGGACGGUUUCCCCCCCGCCUGGCCCGAGGCCGCCGCCGUCUCCCGCCACUGCCGCCAGCCCCCGCCGCCCGCCCCGGCCCCCCAGCUGCCCCCCAACGCCUUCGCCCACCUGCGCCGGCAAGCGGCCGCGCUCGACGCCUUCCGGCCCCGCCUCGACACCUGCUGCCGCCACCGCGCCCCGCUGCCCUGCGCCCGCCACGCCUGGAAGGACGUGCUGGAUAACUUCUGCACCGAUGAAUUCGGGGUGAAGACGCGGCAGUUCCACUGCUGCCACCAGCACGGCGCGGCGCGCCGCCGCUGCUUCACCCAGGACCCCGACGGCGCCGAGGCCGCCGCCGCCGCCGUCGUGGCGGCCUGGGAGCCCACCGGCAAGGCACCCUUCCCCCCCGGCGAGCCCACCGCCGCCAACAUGGAGAACAUCUGCGGGUUGCGGGAGCUGCGGCUCGGCCCUCCUGGCCCCGCCGAUCCCCGCGGCCGGCUGCACCUGCGCCUGGAGCGCGACUACGGCCGCUGCUGCCGCAACGGGAGCCUCGCCUGCGCCCACAGCGCCUGGCAGAAGGGGCUGGAGCGGUUCUGCCGGGAGGAGGCGACGGUGAAGACGAGGCAGCACCGGUGCUGCCAGCGCGGGGCGGGUCGCGCCCGCGUCCGCUGCUUCGCCGCCAUGGCCCCCCACCCCGCCUAUGACCGGGAGCUGCACAACGUCAGCCUGGUGCUGCCCGGCCCGGCGCUGCUGCGCACCCUCUGCGGGCCCACCCGCCUGCUCACCGACAGGCGGCCGGUGCCGGAGCUGCUGGGGGCCGUGACGGCCGCGUGCUGCCCGCUGCCCCCCGAGGAGCAAAGCACCUGUGCCCAGGAGCAGCUGUCCCAGGGCAUCGCCACCCUCUGCGCCACCCCGCAGGACGCCUGGCGCGACCCCCAGGGGUGCUGCUCGCGGGGGGACCCCGAGCGGCGCCGCUGCUUCGACACGGCGUACCUCGGCCAGGUGCCCCUGGGGGCCGCCGUGGCCCCCCCCGCCCCUCAGCCACGAUGAGUGACCCCCCCCCACCCCCUCCAGACCCCCCCCCUCGUGCCAAGGGAGGCAAUAAAGGUGCUGUGGCGUCA
This is a messenger RNA of Phalacrocorax carbo (great cormorant), 1418 nucleotides long. Lineage: Eukaryota; Metazoa; Chordata; Aves; Suliformes; Phalacrocoracidae. The record is from RefSeq and is a predicted model, not a curated record.